This is a messenger RNA of Monopterus albus (swamp eel), 3244 nucleotides long. It is a transcript of the gene pfkpa, whose product is annotated as phosphofructokinase, platelet a. The record is from RefSeq and is a predicted model, not a curated record. Lineage: Eukaryota; Metazoa; Chordata; Actinopteri; Synbranchiformes; Synbranchidae. The transcript has 24 exons. Gene Ontology annotation, biological process: fructose 6-phosphate metabolic process; canonical glycolysis; fructose 1,6-bisphosphate metabolic process. Gene Ontology annotation, cellular component: 6-phosphofructokinase complex; membrane; cytoplasm. Gene Ontology annotation, molecular function: ATP binding; identical protein binding; 6-phosphofructokinase activity. The coding region runs from base 176 to 2644 and encodes 822 amino acids.
GUUCGCGUGAUCAGGUUACACAAAUAGUCGAAUAGUUGCGGAACUGGGGGAAUGAAAAGAGCACAGAAGGUGGCGGAUGAGCUUUGUCCUUUAAGCACAAUUUUAUAGUUUUGUGGGCCCGUUAUAUUUUUUGUCUAUUUGGGCUCGGAUAUAUAUAUUUUGAACCGCUGUGAAAAUGGCGCAGCCAGACAGCAAGAAAAUAUUCUUUGAGAACUUGUCUGGAGCAGGGAAAGCCAUCGCGGUGCUGACGAGCGGAGGGGAUGCUCAAGGAAUGAAUGCUGCUGUACGUGCUGUAGUUCGAAUGGGAUUAUAUGUGGGAGCAAAAGUUUAUUUCAUUCAUGAGGGAUAUCAGGGUAUGGUGGAUGGUGGAGAAAACAUCAGGGAAGCCACAUGGGAAGGUGUCUCCAGCAUGCUACAAGUGGGUGGGACUGUUAUUGGCAGUGCCCGCUGUAAGGAGUUUCGCACUCAUGAGGGACGUUUGAAGGCUGCUCAUAACCUGGUGAAGCGUGGCAUCACCAACCUGUGUGUCAUCGGUGGAGAUGGGAGCCUGACAGGAGCCAAUCUUUUCAGGGAAGAAUGGAGUGGACUACUGGGGGAAUUGAUGGAGAAAGGUUUGAUUGAACCUGAUGCUGUUCAGAAGUAUUCUGCCCUUCACAUUGUGGGAAUGGUCGGCUCGAUUGAUAACGACUUCUGUGGAACCGACAUGACAAUCGGCACUGACUCUGCUUUGCACAGAAUCAUUGAGGUGGUGGAUGCAAUUAUGACAACUGCACAAAGUCACCAGAGGACAUUUGUGUUAGAAGUCAUGGGCAGACACUGCGGCUACCUGGCCUUGGUGAGUGCCCUGGCUUGCGGAGCAGAUUGGGUGUUGAUUCCUGAGAUGCCCCCAGAGGAUGGCUGGGAGGAGAAGAUGUGUGAAAAACUGUCUGCGACCCGCUCCAGGGGCUCAAGGCUGAACAUAAUCAUAGUUGCAGAGGGAGCCAUUGACAGACAUGGGAAGUCUAUAACCUCUAGCUAUGUCAAGGAUAACCGAGCAGGGAUGAAAAGGCUGAAUAUCAUAAUUGUAGCUGAAGGGGCAAUUGAUCGUAACAACAAGCCCAUUACCACUGACUAUAUUAAGAAUCUUGUUGUGAAAUGCUUGGGCUUUGACACGCGAGUGACAAUCCUGGGGCAUGUACAGAGAGGAGGGACCCCAUCUGCUUUUGACCGCAUCCUGGCCAGUCGUAUGGGUGUGGAGGCUGUUCUUGCCCUUCUGGAGACCACGGCAAACACACCAGCGUGGGUGGUCUCUCUGUAUGGGAACCAGGCUGUACGCCUGCCUCUGAUGGAGUGUGUACAGAUGACUCAAGAGGUUCAAAAGGCCAUGGAUGGGAAGCGGUUUGAGGAAGCAGUUAAGCUUCGGGGCAGGAGUUUUGAAAACAAUCUGAAGACGUACAAACUGCUGGCUCAUCGUAAACCAGAAUCCGAACUGCCAACUAGCAACUUCAAUGUGGCAGUGCUGAAUGUUGGUGCACCUGCAGCAGGCAUGAAUGCUGCUGUCCGUUCGGCUAUCAGGGUGGGCAUCUCUGAGGGCCACAAGAUGUUUGCUGUCAGUGAUGGGUUUGAAGGAUUCUACAAAGGACAGAUCAAGGAGUUUAAAUGGGCUGAUGUCGGAGGAUGGACAGGACAAGGUGGAUCUCUGCUGGGAACUAAAAGAACUCUUCCUGCGAAGCAUGUUGAAAAAAUUGCUGAGCAGAUGCGAAGCCACAAUAUAAAUGCACUGCUAAUUAUUGGUGGAUUUGAGGCCUUCCUGUCACUGUUGGAAUUGUUAGCAGCUCGUGGAAAAUAUGACGAGUUCUGUGUGCCCAUGGUCAUGGUGCCAGCCACUGUCUCCAACAAUGUGCCGGGCUCAGACCUCAGCAUUGGCGCUGACACAGCUCUGAAUGCCAUCACUAAUACCUGUGACCGUAUCAAGCAGUCGGCCAGUGGCACCAAGAGACGUGUGUUCAUCAUAGAGACCAUGGGAGGUUACUGCGGCUACCUGGCCAGUGUAGGAGGCCUGGCUUCUGGAGCCGAUGCUGCUUACAUCUAUGAGGAGACUUUUGACAUCAGAGACCUGCAGUCCAAUGUUGAACAUCUAACAGAGAAAAUGAAGACUAGCAUUCAAAGAGGACUGGUUCUCAGGAAUGAGAACAGUAGUGUCAACUACACUACAGACUUUAUCUACCAGCUGUACUCUGAAGAAGGGAAGGGAGUGUUUGACUGCAGGAAGAAUGUUCUGGGACACAUGCAGCAGGGAGGAGCUCCAUCUCCAUUUGACCGAAACUUUGGGACCAAGAUCUCUGCCAAAGCAAUGCAGUGGAUUUCCAAAAAGCUGCUUGAGACAUUCAGACAAGAUGAAGGCCGAGUAUUUGCUAACACCGAGGACUCCUGCUGUCUGCUGGGGAUGCGUCGCAGGGCUCUGGUCUUCCACCCUGUUGUACAGCUGAAGGAGGAGACUGACUUUGUCCACAGGAUCCCUAAGGAGCAGUGGUGGCUGAAGCUGCGUCCCCUUAUGAAGAUCCUUGCCAAGUACAAGACAAGUUAUGAUGUCUCAGACUCUGGACAGCUGGAGCACGUUGUCCACAACCUACCUAAAGAGUCAGAUGCUUCAGUUGCCAUGUAAAGGCCUGGACUCUUUGACAGCCAUUGAAGUCCAGUUUGUGUGUGAGAGUGAAGGUCUGUGAGGUGUGUUGUAAAAGUGGUUAACAACAUACUGUGUCAUUUCUCUGAGUGUCAGCCUGUCCAGCUCUCCUAACAUCAAACCCCCCCCCACGUACUCUCGCACAUAGACACAGAUGUCUUGCCAUACAUUGACUGUCCUUGUUGCCAUGGAUUGUUAGUAUUAGAACUGGUAAUUUAGUUUUCAAAUUGCACUUUCUUUCUCCAGCUGCUUAGACAAACUCUGAGUCCAGAGCUGCACAAGACCAGAAUAGACACCUGCUGUAAACACUAGUGUCUGUAUCUGCCUAGAACCAGUGUGAGGUUCAGCAUAUUUGAGACUGAUGCAGUACAGUUUUUCUGCUGCAAGCAAGAGAUCUGCUUGCUCUUCUUCACUCUUAAAUGAAUAUUUAUCUUUUUAACAUUCCUAAUUAUUUUGCUUGUAAACAAGGAUACGUUAGUAACUGUACUGUAGGCACUGCUGUGAGUAGCUGUCCGUCAUAUUGUGCCAAGAUAGAUGUUAAAGACUAAUGGAAUAAAAAUGUCAUGAAGUGUACCCUGUUAA